AGAAGAGGAAGAAGAAGAAGAGGAAGAAGAAGGAAACAUGGAGGAAAGUAGAGGAGCUGCAUGAAUCUUUAUUCGAACCCAGAGAAGAAACGAUCCACAACAUGGUCUACUACAGACGAGGAAACGAGCCGGGCCGGAAACCCCCGAGCGCUCCUAGUGGUGUGAAGGAAAAUGUGCCACAGAAGAAGAAGAAGAAGAAGCAGCACUUCCACUCGGACCUGUGGUUCCUUCUCACUCUGCAGAACUGGAUACUGGACUUUGGAAGGCCCAUCGUCAUGAUCUACCUUCCCCUGGAAUGGUUUCCUCUGAACAAGCCCAGCGCUGGAGACUAUUUCCACAUGGCCUACAAUGUCAUCACACCGUUCCUACUGCUCAAGCUGAUCGAGCGCAGCCCCCGUGCACUGCCUCGCUCUGCAGUCUACUGUUGCAUUAUCUUUUUUGUCAUGGGAGCCAGCAUCCACCUGGUGGGAGACUCCAUCAACCACCGGCUCGUCCUCAGCGGCUACCAGCUCCACCUGUCCGUCAGAGAGAACCCCAUCAUCAAAGACCUCAAACCUGCUUCACUGAUUGACUCCUUUGAGCUGCUGUAUUUGUAUGAUGAACAGCUGGGACACUGGAUGUGGUAUAUCCCUUUCUUCAUCAUUCUGUUCAUGUACUUCCACGGCUGCUUCACUGAGACAGAGGAAAAGAAAAAGGUUCCUUGGACUGGUUGGCUGUUGCUGUUACCCAGCGCUCUCUACUAUUGGUACUUGGUGACCGAAGGACAAAUCACUGAACUUUUCCUCUUCACCUUCCUCGCCAUGGUUGCCGUGGUGAUACAUCAGCGGCGUAAAGGCCUCGGCCCGGACAGCAAUGGCCUGUUCCUGCUCUGUAGUUUCGGCGUGACCCUGGUCCUGAUGGCGCUGUGGGUGCUCUACCUCUGGAGGGACCCGGUGCUACGCAGCAAGUACCCCGGACUCUUUUACAUGCCAGAGCCCUGGUCCUUCUACACCUUGCACAUCAAGGAUAACCACUGACCUGCACCUGCACCUGAGACAGAUUUCCUGUGACGGUGGCUGCACUCGACUCGUGAGGAUUAUUGAUGUGCACCAGCGUCAGAGGAGACCGGUUCCCUCCUGCAGGCAGCAGCACCUGAUACACAGACUUUAACAGGUUCACACCGUGAUGCUCGGUGAAAACUCGGUCUCACUUUGCAGAUGCGAUCACUUCUGAUCAACCUGGACUAUGAUACAUGUCAUAACUCAGGAUUCAAGAUUCAAGAGUUUAUUAUCAAUUGCACAACAAUAACAUUAAGCAGUCGCUGGCAAUGAAAUGCUUGAGUCACAGGCUCCCUUCUAGCAAUGCUCAACGUAAUUACAACCAAAAAAACAAAAUUUGAAUAAAACAGUAUAAAAUAGAAUAUCAAAAAUUUAAAAUAGAAAAUAAAAUAUAUAUAUAUAUAAAUAUAUA
Messenger RNA from Limanda limanda (common dab), 1449 nucleotides. RefSeq names its product ceroid-lipofuscinosis neuronal protein 6-like. The record is from RefSeq and is a predicted model, not a curated record. NCBI's taxonomy places the organism in Eukaryota, Metazoa, Chordata, Actinopteri, Pleuronectiformes, Pleuronectidae. The transcript is spliced from 8 exons. The coding region runs from base 102 to 1016 and encodes 304 amino acids.